UCGAUCACACCCAGAGGCCUUGACACUCCGAGCUCCAUACCUAAUGCGGCUAUAAAAAGAGCUUUCCUCCUCUGAGGAAGGAAGGAACCGCAGACCCUCUCCAACGGAGCAUUUCAUCACACAGCAGAGAGAAAGCAGCAGAGGAGGAGAGGGAUCACAGCGAAGAGUCGCCACUCCGGAAGAUCUGUGGACAAACGGAGGGAGGAAAACAAGAAGAGGGGAGCCCAAAGCGUUUGGAAAAGACUGAAGAUGGUGUGUCUGUGUUGGUUGUUAGUGGUGGUGAUGGCAUUCGUGUGCGUCCCCGGGUCUGGCUCGGUGUGUUGGGACAGCGCCAUCUGCAACGACCUGAGCAACAGGGGAAGGAUACUGGACUGUAUUCACCUCUGCAUGUCCGUGAUCCAAACUGAGCUUCCAGAUCUCAGUGCUUUGGCCCUGAAGAUUAACGAUGACGAUGACAUCUUACUCAGCAUCCUCAUGGCUGCGCUGGCCCCUGAAAACAAGAUAUCAGCUCUGAAAGCCCACAGCGACCAGCGACGGUCCUACUCCAUGGAGCAUUUCCGCUGGGGCAAGCCCUCUGGCCGCAAACGCCGACCUGUAAAGGUUGUCGCCACUUCCCUGGAGGGAGGGGGCUCCUCUGAGGGUGGUCUCCCCUCUCUGGUCCGCAGGCAGCUGAGCAGUGACGCUGAUGAAGCAAUGGGGGACCUGAAUGGGGAAAAUCUUCAAAACCAGGGAUUGGUUCCGGUGAGGGUGAGGGCCAGCUCUAAGUCACACGUCCAGUUGAGCUCGCAGCAGAGGAAAGAUGGGACCUAUCGGAUGAGUCACUUCAGAUGGGGGAGCCCACCUGUCUCUAAACGUAAUGGCAGCUUGACGAAGACGUGGGAGGAGAAACCUCAGAGGCAGCUGGCCAAGCUCUUCAGGAACAUUAUAGCCAAGGAUGUGCAGAGGAUAAUGGGCUAAAUGGAGGAUGGAGAAAAGGGGGAGGGCCGGGUAGUUGAAGGAGUCUAAUAGCCAUUGCAUGUUAGUACCCUCAGAUCUUAAUUUUAAAUUACAGAAGCUUGUCCUUAUCAUCAUUAGCAUGUUGUUGAAUGUCUUUUCUGAACCAAAGGUUUGUCUCAUUUAAAACUUAACAAAAAAUAAGAAACAAGGCAGUUUUAUGAUGAAUAAAAACUAUGACGCACCCACAGGCUGCCUUGACCCUCUUGGUCUGACUGGAAAGCUUUCGGAGGAGUAUUUCUUUCAUGUGGGAAAUGUCACUAUUGAUCCAAAGGUUUCAUAAAAGGAAGCAAACAGAGAAUGCCUUCCCAGGGCAAGAGGUGGGCGUGAAGAAAGUAUUUAAAUGCACAGUAUGUAAUUUCUGCAGCCAGAGGUCUCAGUCAAAACAAAGAAGACAAAGGACACAGUUUGAUGACGAUUACGUGAAGUAGUGUGGGAUCACGGGAGUUGUUGUCUUCACCACUGCCGACGAAAAUCUAUCCGGCACGACGAGGCAGUGCAAGUUUCAUUCACGCUGCGUUUCAUCACGUUCAGCGACUCUGUUUCUCACUCUCUGAUCAUCAUCUGCUGUUUCCUGUGUCGCCACUGACAGGCGGCCACACGCAACACGCCAAUGCCUUGAACAAAGCUACAGAUUUAUCUGGUUUUGAACAUUGUUGCAAACAUUUGGGAUAAAGGAAGUACACAAGUCAACAAAAUAUAUAUGUCGUUUUCAGACAUUUCUAGGUGGAAAUGUUGCAUACUGUGCAUUUAAAAAUCUAAUAAGAAUAAAUAUCAAUAAGAAUAAAUCCAGUUUAUUUACAGAGUGGUGUCUUUUUGUAAAUUAAUAUAAUAUUAAAGAUAAUUCUUUUUGU
Molecule: messenger RNA, 1847 nt
Organism: Chelmon rostratus (copperband butterflyfish)
Lineage: Eukaryota; Metazoa; Chordata; Actinopteri; Chaetodontiformes; Chaetodontidae
Product: pro-opiomelanocortin-like
Exons: 3
Coding region: 250-957 (235 amino acids)
Biological process (GO): neuropeptide signaling pathway
Cellular component (GO): extracellular region
Molecular function (GO): neuropeptide hormone activity
Source: RefSeq, a predicted model, not a curated record